Messenger RNA from Harmonia axyridis, 1350 nucleotides. RefSeq lists its product as uncharacterized. NCBI's taxonomy places the organism in Eukaryota, Metazoa, Arthropoda, Insecta, Coleoptera, Coccinellidae. The record is from RefSeq and is a predicted model, not a curated record. Bases 494 to 1198 code for a protein of 234 amino acids. The transcript has 2 exons.
AAUAUAUUCCAAUUCUGAAAAUGACAAAUUAAAUAAUCAACCAAGAGAAAAUUCAAAAUGACUAAACGACGCGUUCAAGCCAAAACGACGUAAGCGCCAUUUUUCCGAAAAUUGAGUUUUUAGUUGCACUGAAUUGUCUUAAGCGCCUUCUCCUAAUAGAACCUUGGAUUUAGCCCAUAAAAUCGACUCUUUUCCUCUAUAUUUCGAUUUAAAGUUGCGCAAGCGCCAAUUCCGACUAAACAGAAUUCGUCAAGUGUGUUUACUACAGUCGCACGCGACAGUAAUGCAUUGAUCAUUAUAGGAAAACAUCGUCCUCGUUUUUAACAAAUUAACAACGGAAAGUGUGUGUUAGUAUUAAGCUUUUUGUAGUUGGCGCUUAUGCCGAAAAAUGUCCUCUAGAGCCAAAGGGAUGUAAAUGCUCUUCAAAGAGUCAUCAAAAAAUGAAGUAACUAUUCCCUCGACAGUUCCUUCGAGGUAAACAUCACAAAAGACGAUGGUUCUGGAAGCUAUCAACCAUGAUGUUAUUUUUGACGACGUAAUGUUGAAAAAUCAAAGAAUAAUAUCACCCCUGGGGUCUCCCAGUCUAGAGAACCAUGAAGACUACUCUGAACUUGUGACGUAUAAAAAAUCGUUAGAAGUUCCCCAAGAUGUUUCCAGUUUGAACUCAUUAACGUUUUCACAAGAAAAGCAUCAAUUUAUUGACGAAGGGAACAUAGAAGAUCUGAUGCUGAUAGAAUUUCCACUUUUCGGAAAUCAGAUGUUUGUCAAUCAGUUAGACGAAAUAGACAACAAAAACCAAACAGAAAAAAUUAUGACUGUCAUUGAAGACUCCAACAAAUUUCUUAAUCCUUGCUGUGGAAAGUUUUCGAUUUCGCCUGAGAAAAGCAUUCAGUCUCCUGGCAAAGAAAACAAUUUAAAAGACCUGAUUCCUGUUGUAGGUCAGUUGAAAAAAAUGGUUGAAACAUCCGGUAAAAAUCCCAUUAGUAUAGUGCCAUAUGGUAGCAGCGAAUCAGAAAGUGAUCAAAACCCAGAUGACGAAGGAGGAAUUAGUGAAGCAAGCAAUAGAAGGGCAGCAGAAAUAAAUGUGAAUCGGAUGAAAAUUGAAAGACAAAUAAACCAAACGAAAAAAUUUAGUAGCAGCGAAUCAGACAGUGAUCAAAAACCAGAUUAUAAUAAUAAUAAUAAUAAUAUUUAUUGAUUCCAAAAAAUUACAUGACUGUAAAUAUGGAACAAGUCAAAUUUAACAAUAUAGAACUUCUAACAAACAAUUAUCUCUUACAAUAUUCUCUGAAUUCUGAGAAGUUGUAAGGUUCACAUCUUAAUAUAAAUGCAUAGAGAGCUUUCUUAAAU